AUGUGUCGAUAUACCUUCCACCACUAUACCCGCUGCGGCCACAUCUCCAGCUUCGAUUUCCAUAGCUGCGUUGAGGUCAUUAACCUGCUGCGCGGAUUAUCCCAUCCCGGCUCGAAUUCGCCCGAACUGACCUGUACCAAUAUCAAGGUUGAACACGACCUGUGCUCCACUAAAAUAGAGACCUACUGUCUGCAUUGUGAAAUUGACUGGCAGCGCUUGACCCAAGGCACUGAAGGAACCGUUCGCAGCAUCCCGAACUACAUUUCAAUCGAAGGGUCUGACAGCCCAGACCCAAUCAUUACCACCAAGAUGCAGUGGCAGGUUACCAAGUCCCGAAAGCGCGAUUUCCACGACGCCUUUCUCAAUCUUGACCUCGAUGGCGACCACAAGUCUGAUAGCAGCAAUGACAGUACCGUCCAGCCUACCACCAUCCCCAAUGCGUUAACUCUCAGUUCCCCCGAGCUGUGGCAUGACUUUGUUGAUGUCCCGCUGAACGUCCAUGACCACGACGCUGCAGACCAAGGCAAAGAGGAUUGUGGUCCCAGUCCCGCGAAGAAACGUAAUGGCCCCAUCUCUGAAGGCUACGUGGUGAUUGGUACUGACAUCGUCACCACCCAGGCAGAACGACUUACUAGCGCAGUCAACAACGAAGAAUCCUCGGACGAGGGUGACUUCUACAGCCUAUGGCUGUCUGACUCGGACUCGGACCCGGACGAUUGCGAGACAGAUGGUACCACUAGGUCCCUCAUGCGCCAGCUGGAAAGGUUCACUUUCCCAACCUACCGUUCUACACCUCGAAGCCUUGAACUCCCUUGUUCUCCGCGCACCCGUCAUCGUCCCGAGCCAUUGCCCCUGUACGUGGGCUUUCCCGGCCAACCGCCGGAAAGGUCACCUCGGACGCGCCGGCCUUCGUCUAGGGGGAAUUAUCUUGAUGCGAGGACGGAGCUGCAGUCGCCUGUGUUUGAGGGGUUUCCUGGUAUUCUUCCAGAUGAGGAGGAGUUGGGACUGCGGUCGCCUGGUCGUGCGAGUUUCCCACGUAUUGUGAUUGAAGAUGUUGAUGAGGAGAAGAAGGGGAAAGAGAAAGAGAAGGUAAAGGUGGGCAAGUCGACUGGUACGGUAUUGGGUCUUCGUGGUGCGAGUUUGGCUAGUGGUCCGGGGUGUGCCGUUGCUGUGUUGAAGGGGUCGAAUAUUGCCAUGACGAGGGAGUGA
Aspergillus udagawae is the source of this 1209-nucleotide messenger RNA. RefSeq lists its product as uncharacterized. The transcript has a single exon. The coding region runs from base 1 to 1209 and encodes 402 amino acids. NCBI's taxonomy places the organism in Eukaryota, Fungi, Ascomycota, Eurotiomycetes, Eurotiales, Aspergillaceae. The record is from RefSeq and is a predicted model, not a curated record.